AUGUCGUCUAUGGAAGCUGAGGACCAGACCCUCUCCAGCGAGGAGGCUCCCCGCCGAGAGCGCCGCAGCAAGAAGAAGGGCACCAAGUCCCGUCGUCGACAGCAGGAGACCCAACAGCAGCAGCAGCAAGGCGGCGGCUCAGGACCUCUGGACCAGCUCCCUCUGGCGGGCGACCUCGGCAACACGGUCGGCGGCGUCACGGACGGCGUGAGCAACACCCUGGGCGGCGUCACGGGGGGCCUCGGGGGUCUCACGGGCGGUCAGCAGCAGGGCGGCGGCGGUGGUGAUGCCGGCAAGGACACUCUGCGACUGCGUCUAGAUCUCAACCUCGACAUUGAGAUCCAGCUCAAGGCCCGUAUCCACGGUGACCUGGAGCUCUCUCUACUGUACGUUACCUCCCCCUGCACUCCCACUCCCACUCCCCGCUACUCCCGUAACUAUUGUCUGUGGCCGUCGUAUCUUACUUGGCUUGCAAAUCUCCAGCACGGGAUAAAACGGUGUCUGUGUCUGUGUUUUUGUCUUGCAGAGGCUAAUCGCUUUGGCGCUGUGCAGAAACUAGAGCAUUUUGUUAUCGUUACUGCAAUUGCAUUUGCGAUUGCGACUGCAAACGCUGUCAUUUAUCGUCUUCAUGUCAUGAUGGUAUCCAUGUAA
Fusarium sp. VM40 is the source of this 651-nucleotide messenger RNA. NCBI's taxonomy places the organism in Eukaryota, Fungi, Ascomycota, Sordariomycetes, Hypocreales, Nectriaceae. The record is from the annotation of a GenBank genome assembly.